AUGAAGGCUGUCGUCCUUCUCGCCCUUUUUGGCUGCACGAACGCUUUGUUUAACCUCCUCGGACUCGGUGGAGGCGGUGGCGGCGGUGGCUGCUGUGCUCCACCUCCGCCAGCAUGCGGAGGAGGAUGCGGAGGCGGUGCUGCUCCAGCUCCAGCUCCAGCCGCUGGAGGCUACGCCACCGCACCAGCAGGAUAUGCUGCUGCACCACCUCCACCGCCGCCGCCGCCACCACCGCCACCGCCUCCGCCACCAGCACCGAUUGGUGGUGGUUACGCUGGAGCUGGUGGAGCCGGUGGAGGCGGAUAUGCCGGAGCUGGAGGAGCGGGAGGUGGCGUCUACGCCGGAGCUGGACAAGGUGGACUCGGUGGCGGCAGCUAUGCGGGAGGAGCCGGGGGAGGCGGCGGUGGCUACGCAGGAGCUGGAGGAGGCGGAGGCGGUAGCUAUGCGGGAGGAGCUGGAGGAGCAGGAGGCGGUGCCGGAGGAUACGCUGGAGGAGCAGGAGGCGGUGCCGGAGGAUACGCUGGAGGAGCAGGAGGCGGUGCCGGAGGAUACGCUGGAGGAGCUGGAGGAGGCAGCGGCGGAUACGCUGGAGGAGCUGGAGGAGUUGGAGGAGCUGGAUACGCCGGUGGAGCCCAGGGAGGAUCCGGAGGAGCCCAAGGAGGAUACAGCGGAGGUGCUCAGGGAGGAGCCGGAGGAUACAGCGGAGGUGCUCAGGGAGGAGCCGGAGGAUAUGGAGGAGCUCAAGGAGGAGGCGGCGGUGGCGGCUAUCAAGAGCAGCAAGCAGCUGUCGCUCCAGUCGAGCAAGCCCCAGCCCCAGCUCCAGUUCAAGAGCAGACCUUCAGCGCUCCAGCGCAAGCGCCGGCUACUCAGGAUUACGCUCCACAACCACCACAACAAGCCGCCAAUGCGCCAUCAAGCGGAGGAUACCGUAAAAAGUUCGCGACCGCUUAG
This is a messenger RNA of Caenorhabditis bovis, 951 nucleotides long. The record is from the annotation of a GenBank genome assembly. Lineage: Eukaryota; Metazoa; Nematoda; Chromadorea; Rhabditida; Rhabditidae.